Messenger RNA from Cebus imitator (Panamanian white-faced capuchin), 798 nucleotides. RefSeq names its product cytochrome b-c1 complex subunit 7. The record is from RefSeq and is a predicted model, not a curated record. Gene Ontology annotation, biological process: mitochondrial electron transport, ubiquinol to cytochrome c. Lineage: Eukaryota; Metazoa; Chordata; Mammalia; Primates; Cebidae. The transcript is spliced from 4 exons. Bases 94 to 429 code for a protein of 111 amino acids.
UCGUUUCGCGACGCGACGUAAAGCGCCUGCGCACUGGGCCCAGCAUGUCCUCUUUGACUUACCCAGAAGGCUACGCUUCGCUUUCUGGUCAUAAUGGCUGGCAGGCCGGCUGUUUCAUCAUCAAGCAGGUUGCUGGAGAUGAUGCGAAAAUGGUAUUACAAUGCUGCAGGAUUCAAUAAACUGGGGUUAUUGCGAGAUGAUACGAUAUAUGAGGAUGAAGACGUAAAGGAAGCCAUAAGAAGGCUCCCUGAGAACCUUUAUAAUGACAGGAUGUUUCGCAUUAAGAGGGCACUGGACCUGUCCAUGAAGCAUCAGAUCCUGCCUAAAGAGCAGUGGACCAAAUAUGAAGAGGAAAAUUACUACCUUGAACCAUAUCUGAAAGAGGUUAUUCGGGAAAGAAAAGAAAGAGAAGAAUGGGAAAAGAAGUAAUCGUAGUUGAAGUCUGUGGAUGCAGCUGCUAUGAAGAUGGUUAAACUUGAAACAAACAAUUUUAAGAAUUAUUUGGUCUGCAGUUGUUUUACUUUAAAUAAAUGUCUAUUGUAAUCGCUGGAGUUUUUAAAUUCUAAACCUUCUACUGAAUAACUACUGAAUCCAGUAGUUAUUCUAAAUUUUUUCCAAACUUAGAAGAUAUUUUUAGUCAUGUUUAACUGCUUCCUGGAGCUCAGAGGCCACUUUAUCAGUUUUCCUCACUGGUUGGAUAGUCUAUCAGUUUAUGGAAGGAUGUAACUUGUGUAAGUUACAUCCUUAUGGAAGUUACUGAAUAAAAGAAGAGGGUAUGCACCCCCUAGUUUGCCAGGA